Molecule: messenger RNA, 549 nt
Organism: Ogataea parapolymorpha DL-1
Lineage: Eukaryota; Fungi; Ascomycota; Pichiomycetes; Pichiales; Pichiaceae
Exons: 1
Coding region: 1-549 (182 amino acids)
Source: RefSeq, a predicted model, not a curated record
AUGGCUCCACAGCCUCCUCCGCCCAAGCCAAUCACCGUCCAGACCCAUGGAAUCUCGCCGCUGGCCUACAAGCUGUCGCAACAAUUACCGACGCCGCCUUUCGACAAGCUCGAGCCGUCGCCCGAGUCAUUACGUCGGCAGCCGACUCGACGAGCAAAGCGCAAGUCAAAAUUUACCAAGGAACAAGACCAGAUGAUCAUCGACCUAAAAAAGGCGGGAAAAUCAUGGGUUGAGAUUGCCGAGCUGGCAAAUGUGGGCACUUUUCUGGCCGCACGCAACAGAUAUCAGGUCCUGAUUGGACAGCAGGGCGGCGGCAGUAACGACUGCGGGCCUGAGGACGUGAUGGAGUUGCGAAACGUGGUCGACCAAGGCGAGCUGGAAAAAAUCCGGUAUCUGGUGCGCGAGUUUGAAAAAAGUACUGGGAAGGCUGUCGACCAGAAACAGCUCCGCGAGCUGUUGCGAUACUUGUUCUGGAAAAACCCCGGCUUUUUCGAUGUGGACGAGGCGUAUCUAGAGGAGCUGGUUCGGCUACAAUCGAGAAACACUUAA